AUGAUGAUAAAUGCUACAGAGAUUACACAUUUCACUCUAAGUCCCUACUUUGACACUGGUGCAUACAGAUACUUGUAUUUGCUCAUUAUUCUAACUUCUUAUGCUGCAAUUAUUUGUGCUAACCUCCUGCUGAUUGUGGUUAUCUGUGUGAACAGAAGCUUACAUGAACCUAUGUACAUGUUUCUGUGCAGCCUGUUUGUGAAUGAGCUGUAUGGUAGUACAGGGCUGUUUCCGUUCCUCCUGCUUCAGAUCCUCUCUGAUGUUCACACUGUUUCUGUUUCAUUUUGUUUCCUGCAGGUUUUCUGUGUGUACACUUACGCUUGUGUGGAGUUUAUAAACUUAGUCGUCAUGUCUUAUGACAGAUAUUAUGCCAUCUGCUGGCCUCUUCAAUAUAAAUCAUGUAUGACACUUAAAACAGUCACCACGCUGAUUUCUCUAACGUGGUUAUUACCUUUUAUUAUGAUUGUUGUGCUUAUAUCUUUGAGUGCUCCUCUACAGCUCUGUGGAAACGUCAUCAAUAAAGUCUUUUGUGGAAACUACGCCAUCAUUAAACUGGCCUGCUCUGACACCAGAGUCCAUAACAUCUUUGGACUCAUUUACACUUUCAUCUCUGUCAUUAUUCCUCUUGUUUUAAUCCUGUACACCUACGUGAGGAUCCUGAAAGUCUGUUUUUCUGGCUCCAAGCAGACCCGACAGAAAGCCGUCAGCACCUGCACGCCUCAUCUCGCCUCCAUCUUGAACUUUUUUUUCGGUUGCUGUUUUCAGAUAUUACAAAGCAGAUUUGAUACAAGUGGUGUGCCGAAUGUUUUUGGCAUUUUAUCAUCAUUGUACUUUCUGACAUGCCAGCCGCUCUUCACACCACUACUGUACGGGCUGAAAAUGACCACAAUACGCAUUGCAUGUAAACAGCUGUUUUGUGGUCCACUGACACGUGAGCAGGAGGGCGGGCAGGUGGGUGUGAUCUUCAGCUUUGACAGGUGGAAAGCGCCUGAUGUCCUUACUGGUGAGCGGCAGCGUGAGGCGAACGGAGGAGUGACAGAGGGUAUCUCUGCUGCAUGUGACAUUAUCCACUCUCCUCCCUCCCCCUACUGGUUCUCCCGGAUGCUCCAGAACCCUUACCCAAGACUUAAGCUCAUCUCCUGGACUUCAGAUGACCCACGUUUCCUCUGGAAAUCUCUCUGUGCCUCACCUGCCUGUCCUCCUGCCAUCACACUCCCUCAGAACGUACAGAACUCAAGCCAGUCAUCUCACACCGUCUAG
Messenger RNA from Pelmatolapia mariae (spotted tilapia), 1260 nucleotides. Its product is annotated as olfactory receptor 4B13-like. The transcript is spliced from 4 exons. Gene Ontology annotation, cellular component: membrane. The record is from RefSeq and is a predicted model, not a curated record. Gene Ontology annotation, molecular function: odorant binding; olfactory receptor activity; G protein-coupled receptor activity. Gene Ontology annotation, biological process: detection of chemical stimulus involved in sensory perception of smell; G protein-coupled receptor signaling pathway. The coding region runs from base 1 to 1260 and encodes 419 amino acids. NCBI's taxonomy places the organism in Eukaryota, Metazoa, Chordata, Actinopteri, Cichliformes, Cichlidae.